GAUUUUAUAUUUUUGGAUAGCUGUUUCGUCAAACGAUUUGCUUAAAUUUGUUGUGACAAAAAUGAAGCUUGUUAGUUUGGUUUUUGCGAUAGCAAUGACAGUCCAACUAAAUUGCGUGUCUCGAUGUGAGGGGCAAACUGGGAUAAAGGUAAAGGUCAACAAUCGAGGUCUUAGAUUUGUCACUGAUGUUGUUAAAACAAUGGCUCAAAGUUACGUCACAAGCAACUCGAAUCUCGGCAGCUACAGUGGGAGAUAUAGUUCUUGGGUAACUGCAAAUUAUAACUUCAACAACUUGCGAGUCACAAGUUUUCUUUCGGGAAUGUUGGCCUUACGACGUCAUCACCAAACGUGAUCACACUUCGAAUUCGAUCAGCAUCUUUUGCAAUGAGGGGCCAAUGGAGUGUCAACUACCGUGUUUGGUUUUUUACCGUUGAUAAUGACGGCAGCUUCACAGCGGAUGCGAGUGGUGUGGAUCUCACUCUUUCUAUGCGGGUGGGGAGAGACCAAAACGGUCGGCCAACCAUAAGUUCUACUUCAAGUUGCUCAGCCAAUAUUGGAGACAUGAACGCUCGGGUGUCGGGCUCCAGUUUAUCAUUCUUGUACAAUAUCCUUUUGAGGUUUAACUCAAAUAGCGUUCGCAACACAUUCGCUGCAAGGAUCUGCCCAACUGUUAAGUCAGCGAUCCAAAGUCAGGCAAAUUCUAUUUUAAGAAACUUGAAUGUUAACUAUGCGCUGACCACCACCACAAGCAUUGACCUGGCUCUCUCCCGCCCUCCAACGACAGCGUCAAACCAAAUAACUGUGUUCUCAAGAGGACGCUGUUUCCCAACUAACAACCCUUCAAUGACAAUUCCAGUCACGGCAGAAAAUUUGCCAGAAUUCCAGAUGACGUCAUCUCAUAUGAUCCGCAUGAUCGUUGGGGAUUACGUCAUAAACACAUUUCUUUACGUACAAUGGGUUUCGGGAAGCUGGGAUUUCUGGUUUGGUCAGGACUCACUCGCAGGUUACGUUGGCUUCAACUUUACGACAGACACAAUGGCUGGAUUUCUACCAGGGUUCGCAAAUUUUGGAAGAAACAGGCCCCUUCGGUUUUUCGUACAUCCCACCGAGAGCCCUUUCGCUCGCACAACAUCGGAGAAUGUGAAUAUAACAGCCAAGUUUGACCUUGUUACUUUUGUAGUGGCUGAAAACGGUAGUUUGAACGAUGCUCUCAACAUUUCAAUAGCGGCUAGUUUGACUGGUAAUGUGACAGUAGAGAAUGGUAAUCUGCGUGGUCAGAUCAGUGCAUUAACUACCAAGUCAACCGUGUCCAGUUCCAAGAUCGGGGAUCUCCCCGUUGUCCUGGUCGAUCUGAUUGUGAACAACAUUGCCCAGAGAUUGCUGCCAAGCGUAAACAAUGUUUCAAUGACGCUGCAAACCCUACCACUCCCGUCUGGGUUCGGGGUUUCAAAUGUCUUCGUAAACACGGUGGAACACGGUUUGGAGAUAGCAACCGACAUGACACAUGCCGGUUAAUUGUAAAGAAUGCGGACGUACUUUUACCUUUAUCAGUCAGUUGCAAAAUAAAUUUCUGUGAAAUGAG
Messenger RNA from Ciona intestinalis (vase tunicate), 1582 nucleotides. The record is from RefSeq and is a predicted model, not a curated record. Lineage: Eukaryota; Metazoa; Chordata; Ascidiacea; Phlebobranchia; Cionidae.